This is a messenger RNA of Miscanthus lutarioriparius, 951 nucleotides long. Lineage: Eukaryota; Viridiplantae; Streptophyta; Magnoliopsida; Poales; Poaceae. The record is from the annotation of a GenBank genome assembly.
AUGGAGCCCGCGGGCACGAUCGUCUUCGCGUCCGUCGGCGUCACCAACUUCGGCUUCGACGUCUUCUCCGUCGCCGUCCCUGAGCCCGCGUCCGCCGAUGCCGAGGCCAGUGUCUCCGCAGUGGAGCUCGACGAGCGGCGCCACACGGACGGCGUCUCCGUCAACUUCAACGCCCAGUUCGCGGACAACGACGGCGACGCGGUCGCGUUCGUGUCCGAGCGGACGGGGGCAGCGAGCCUGUUCCUCUCCAGGCCGGGGUCCGAGCGCCCGGAGCCGCUCCUGGCCACGGAGGGCAGCCUGUUCCACGACCGCCCCACGGUGCGAGGCGGCCGGGUGUACUUCGUCUCCGCGCACGAGAAGCCGGACCGGCCGUUCCAGAGCUGGGCCGCCGUGUACGCGGCGCGUGUGGGCGCGGACGGCAAGGAGGGGAAGCCCGAGAGGCUCACCCCGCGCGGCGUCGUGGACAUGAGCCCCGCCGUGUCUGCCUCGGGCGACCUCGUCGCCGUGGCGUCGUACGGCGACCGUCCCUGGGCGUUCGACUUCCGGGUCCUGGAAACGGAGGUGGCCGUGUUCCGCGUGGCCGACCCGUCCCGCCCCGCCGCCGUCGUGGCACCGCUGGGCGGGUGGCCCGCGGCACGGGCGCGACGGCUUCUUCUUCCACCACGUCAUGGGACGACGGUGGUGGGCGUCUUCAGCGUGUCGUCUCCCGGACACGCUCCAGCCCACGGGCCCGAAGCGCGCGUCACCCAUUGGCCUGCUGCGCUUCACCACCCACCGCACCCGCCGCCCUCGGCGGCGGCGGCGGUGGAUCACGGUCGCCACGCUGGCGGAAGGGCCGGGCGCAGCCAGCCACGCCGAGACGGGCGCUUCUCCCGCCAGCCAGCCGUUCGUGAAUCUAGUGACCGGAGAGAGCGGAGCGCUUCUCCCGCCUUACGGAGCUCCUCAAUAUAA